Molecule: messenger RNA, 1515 nt
Organism: Drosophila hydei
Lineage: Eukaryota; Metazoa; Arthropoda; Insecta; Diptera; Drosophilidae
Product: pre-mRNA-splicing factor RBM22
Exons: 1
Coding region: 149-1435 (428 amino acids)
Cellular component (GO): Prp19 complex; U2-type catalytic step 1 spliceosome; U2-type catalytic step 2 spliceosome
Molecular function (GO): U6 snRNA binding; pre-mRNA binding; metal ion binding
Source: RefSeq, a predicted model, not a curated record
UAUCAACUUAGCAUUGAAAAUUUUGUAUGAAAUUAUCGGACAAAUAAUAUAUUGCAUAGUUGUCCAACUAAACUUAUUACAACCAUUCGAAAACUGUGCAUUGUACUUUUUUUUUAAAAUAAAAUAGCAAAAUUAACUGGUCGUUGUCAUGUCUAUGUCAAAGACAACAAACACAUAUAACCGGCAGAAUUGGGAGGACGCCGAGUUUCCAAUACUCUGCCAGACGUGCCUGGGCGAUAAUCCGUACGUGCGCAUGAUCAAGGAGCGUUUUGGAAAGGAAUGCAAAAUCUGCACGCGUCCUUUUACCAUAUUCCGUUGGUGCCCCGGUGCACGAAUGCGCUUUAAGAAAACGGAAGUCUGCCAGACGUGUGCCCGGUUGAAAAACGUGUGUCAGACAUGCUUACUCGAUUUGGAGUACGGUCUGCCCAUCCAAGUGCGCGAUGCUGCACUCAAAGUGGCAGACAAUAUGCCACAGAGUGAUGUCAACAAGGAGUACUACAUACAGAACAUUGAUGCCCAGCUCCAGGACGGGGAUGGCACUGAAGCAGCUGGCACUGUGGGUCGCUCACUGGCGGCAAACGAAAUGUUAUCCAAAUUGGCACGCACAGCGCCAUAUUAUAAAAGGAAUAGGCCGCACAUCUGUUCUUUCUGGGUGAAGGGCGAGUGCAAACGAGGCGAGGAGUGUCCCUAUCGGCAUGACAAACCUAACGAGCCUGAUGAUCCGCUGUGCGAGCAGAACAUCAAAGACCGCUACUACGGUCGCAACGAUCCUGUUGCCGAAAAGAUAAUGAAGCGUGCCGCCUCAUUGCCCACACUGGAGCCGCCGGAGGACCGGAAUAUAACAACACUGUAUGUCGGAAAUUUACCUGAAGAAAUCACCGAACCGGAAAUACGUGAUCAAUUCUAUCAGUACGGCGAAAUACGUUCCAUUGCCCUGGUGCCACGUCAGCAGUGCUCUUUUGUCCAAUACACCAAGCGGAGCGCCGCUGAAUUAGCUGCCGAGCGCACCUUCAACAAACUGGUAAUUCAGGGUCGGAAGGUGAGCAUAAAGUGGGCACACUCUCAGGCAAAACAGGGCACCGCCGCCAAGACAGAUCGACGUUUCGAUGUUGCCGGUGUACCACCACCGAGUGCUAAGCCAAACGACUACUUUAAUUUGCGGCAGGAGCAAAUCAACGUCAUGCCCGCUGGCAUGAAACUCCAUCAGUUGCCCUCUAAUCUGGUUCCAGCUUCCGCCUACCAGAUGUACUCCCAGCCCACUUUUGCGGCGCCCUACAGUGGACUGGCCAGCAGCACUAGUAGUGGCGCAGCCUCGGUCUUAAGUACCACAUCCACAAGUACCUCUGGUGUGAAUCUCGAUUCGAUUCCACCGCCGCCUGGACAGAUGCCUUACCCCAGUCAGGAUGCUAGUCGCAUGGGCGCCAUAAAAAAAUAAUAUACAUUUUUUACCACUAUAACAUAUAGCUCUUGCUACUUAUAUAAAAACACAAAUAAAAGGACAUCUUUAACAAAAAA